Cylindrotheca closterium is the source of this 2316-nucleotide messenger RNA. The record is from the annotation of a GenBank genome assembly. Lineage: Eukaryota; Bacillariophyta; Bacillariophyceae; Bacillariales; Bacillariaceae.
AUGGAUCGCCAAUUGCUUGCUCGAGCAACAGAAAACUCUGAUGCACCGACGCCAGGGUACAUGUACAACGACAUUGCCAAGAAUGCUGCGUCGAAUCCUGCCGUUUGCAGCGACGUUGCAAAGUACUUGACUGGGAGACUCGCUUCCAAAAACAAUCAUAACAUCAAGUACAAGUGCUUGAAAGUAGUUUCCAAGACUGCAACGUCUCCUUAUCUCAGGGGACAAUUCAAGAGGUGCCUAUCAAUCGAUCCUCAAGCCAUGGGAGCAAUCAAGGAGGCUUUGCAAUUUCGUGGUCCCCCAGAUCCAGUCAGAGGCGACGAGCCCUAUGAACGAGUCAGAGUGGCUGCCAAGGAAGCUCUCGAUGCCAUCUACAGCGAUACACCAGCUGAUCAAACAGCAGGAGGCUCCUUUGCAUCUGUGGCCUCAUCCAGUUACGGGCCUUCUGCUGGGCAACAGGGAUUUUCAUCUCAGAGUUAUGUGUCUUCUUCUACCAACCCUGGGGCACGUCGAAUGGAAGGAAUCGGAAAUCCCAUGUUCAAGGACCCUAGGAUGGAACCUGAUACUCCCAACCCAGCUUUGGCAAACGUAAUCAGCGAAGCAAAGGAUACCAUCAUUGGGAUGAUCAAGGAUCCGCUUGCGAGAAACCCAACCGUCGGUGUAAGUCGAAACAGUUAUAAUGGAGGAGGUAGUAGCGGUGUCGGGAGCUACUCUGGUUCAGGUUCGUACAACCCACAAUCAAGCUACCCCCCUGGCAGAUCGGAGUUGAUGCAACAAACCAAUGGUCAAUGGACUAUGAAGUCAAACCGAGGGCCGGAAGCUGUUGCACCUCCUCCAAAUUAUCACAAUGAUUCGGCGUACUACAAAUCUCAAGAGUCUGGAAAUGCUUAUGCGUGGGCGCAAAAAUCAGCUGGAAGUUCUGGAGGCGUAGGGGGAAGCUGGGCAAGCAGUGCCCCUAGUGGUGGAUCUCAAGCAAGGCAACCAUCAUAUGCAGAACAGCACCAAUCAACACCUUCCAUAACCAUAUCAGGUGGAACUACAAAUCUCAGCGGAGGUGGUGGUACCGCUUUGGCUGAUGGCUCGUACGAAAAGCAGUUGGUUAUGGAGCUUUGUCCACCUGGAGGCAUGAAAGCCGAACCGCCUCCAGAUAAGCUGAACUCUUUCGCUCGGUCUGUUGCAAGCCUCAACCCUGAUCUCGUGUGUCCGGUCCUUUUGGACUGCUUGGAAGACGGACAACCAUGGAUUAUCAGAGCAAAAGCAUUAUGCGUAAUGGAAUGUUGUAUUCGGAAUGGACAGAAACCUGGUGCUGGAAAUAAUCCGUACGCAGACUUCUUUCAUGCGUGUGGGGCCGAGAUUGCACCGCUAGCCAAUCAUCCUCGAGCUGCAAUCAAGGAUCCUACGAAGCGCGUUCUUAGUCUACUUGGAAUUGCCGUCCCUGUUGGUUCUUCCGCUGCUCCUGUCUCGCAUCAGUCUGCCACAGCCGCUUCAGCAUCUCCACCUCCAGUGACCGCUCCAUCUCCAGCUGAACCAGUUCCCAAUCUUCUUGACUUUGGAGACACUGUAGAGUGUGCAAAACCACCCCCAGAGCAGCCACCUCCGCCGCCUCCAGCCGAGGGCAAUUCGCUUUUCGGUGGUCUGACAGUGGCUGGAGCACCUGCAGCACCUCCCGCCUCCCCCUCGAGUGGUAACCUCCUGGGAGAUUUGAUGGACGGGGUUGAACAUGGUCCUUCUCCACCUUCAGGCCAAAAUAUGUUUGGAGGUCUGAAUGUAAAGUCUGAUGAAACAGUAGCAGCUAAGGAAGUCGCCCAGGCUUCCUCAAUGUUUGAGAGCUUGGAAGUAAAGUCAGAGGAAACAGAAACAGAAGUGAUCGCUCCUGCCCCAGCAGCUUCUGCAUUUGGUUUCAUGAACCAAGCAGCCGCAACAACUGAGACCACGACAACGGUGUCUAAGGAGACGACCCAGGCCGUAGCUUCCUCAGCUGUUCCGUCUUCAUGGGAUUCUUUCGAUCCCUUGAAUAGUAAUGUAACGCCAAACACUGCAAAGAAAAUGGCGCAAGCACCCCCACAGCAGAUGCAAGCACUAGCAUACCAGCAAAUGAUAAUGCAACAACAGAUGCAGAUGGCACAAAUGAUGGCAAUGCAACGAGGUCAGCCAGGAAUGUUUCAACAGAUGCCCGGAAUCAUGGCGGGAAACAUGGUGAUGCGAAAUCCAGCUGCUGCUAGAACAUCCUUUGCAUUUCCCGAUGGAGAGUCGAAGAAGAAAGACGACAAAUCUUUUGACUUUGUGAAGGAUGCUAUCACGAUGGAAAAAAAGAAGUAG